AUGUGUCAUGUGUUUCGAUGCGAUACCCCUGCAAAAACUAUUGCCAACACUCUUCGGGACAUAUGUAAGCGACUGAUGCUCCAUAAACGGCCAACUAGCUUGCAUGCGAUUGAUGCAGUACCAGAAAGGCGCGUUAUUCGAACAGACGGUCUAGUCACACCAAACGAAGAACCAAAGAAAGUGAUACGGUGUCAUUUCCUUGGCGUCACCCAGGUGCCCCGUGCAACUGGAAUCGAAAUUCUGAACGAAGCUGUAGAUAGGCUGGUGUCUCAGGUACGGCCGGAACGCUGGAUUCUUUCUGAUGUGUCGAUAGCGCCUUCCACUAUUACCAUUGCUGAGGUUGGCGGUGGUCAGAUAGCUCAAUGCCGAGUGCGCUAUCUCUCCUUCUUAGGAAUUGGACGUGAUAUCAAGUGA
Molecule: messenger RNA, 414 nt
Organism: Cooperia oncophora
Lineage: Eukaryota; Metazoa; Nematoda; Chromadorea; Rhabditida; Trichostrongylidae
Source: the annotation of a GenBank genome assembly